AUGCUGCAAUGUACACAAUUGAAAGGAUGUCGAAAAUCGAAAGAAUUGAUGUUAACACUACUCACCAUUAUCUGCUUUUUUGUCAAACUGUACUUCUUUAAGGAAACAAAUCCCCGAAGCAGCAGUCAUUACUACCUUGGUCUGUUCAGGCGAAAUGGGAACCUUCCACUUUUACACCAGAAUUGUGGAAAACCUUCCACCAAGAGGUAUAAUUUUGGAAGAGGUACACACAGAUAUGACCAUGGCAGUGUCCACCAGAGUAACAAAAAGAAGGUCACCCUCUUUGUGACUCGGUUAACCCCAACCGGUGGUACCAAAGAUGGAAAACAGAGGAGAAGCAUCACUAAGGGAUUCCCACGUCUCUCCCGUUUGAAGGUAAGCAGCGGGGAGGACCAAGGUGGUUCAACUGGAGCAUCGACCCAUGGCGUAGACGUAAACGGGGGAGCCGGCAACGGAGAAAGCGACAACCGGGAAAGCGGCAAUGGGGAAGACGGCAAUAGGAAGAGCGACCCUCCACCCGAUGACCAAUCACAAAUCGUUGGCAACAGAAAAAAAAAAAAGGUAAACUUCAAAUUUACCUCGUGGAAUAACACCAACGAAAUGAGCAGCUUUGACCUCGAGAAGUAUAGCAAGCACAACGAAUCAGUAAGUAGUGAAAAUUUCUCUCCAGAUUUUCAGUCCGCCUACUACUCCGCGAAAAGUACGUCGGAAAAACCCAGUGCCAGUCACUCCAAUAUAGUAAUCAAUCAGGAGUUAGUCAAUGCCUUAUCCGUUGAAGAUCUCUUUGACGUCCUAGACAAGCACAGUGAAAGCGCCAAAACGGAUGCGGAAAAGAGAAAAGUCUUUAACGAAGUCAACAUCGUGACGGCUUAUCACCGUAUAGCCAAACAUGUGAAAAAUAAAAAUUACCGCUGGAGGGGAGAAGGCAAGGGGAAACAAGAAGCGGCAGCGAGUAGCGACUUCGACCCGGUCACCUUCAGCCUCUUCGAGACGUAUUCAACACUGGGGGGAUGGCAGUCCAGCGGCGAGCUGCCAAGUGGGGAGCAGUCCAGCGGGGAGCAGCACAGCAGCGUAUUGCCAACGGAGCACCCCUCAACGGAGCUUCCCCAAACGAACGAGCACGCACAGCGCGAAGAGGACCGCCCCCCCUGUAACAACCACGCAAAUCUGCUCACCAGACGCACCUACCGCAGCGUAUACACACUGAUGAAGGAGACUCUACUCACCAACGCGCCCGUAAUCCCAAAGCACGUGGCGAACAUCGCAUGGGCGUCAGCCAUUCUGUCCAAUCGAGAAGUGCACCUAUGGAAGAAUAUAAAAAAAAGAUUUUUCGAAAGUGCCAACAAUUUCAAGGCACAGGAAAUCUCCAUCAUCCUCUGGUCCUUCAGUGCAAUCAAAUUCGAGCUGAUCACCACGAAGGAGGAGUUUAUCUCUGUGCAGAAGUGCUUGUCCAGAUAUUUGAAGGAGCACAAAUUUAAGGCCCAAGAGUUUAGCAACGUCAUUUGGGCCAUCGCAACAUCCAGCUGUUGUAACUACGACCUGUUAAUAAGCCUCUACAAUUAUGCCCUAGACAUAUUUGAUUCUCUUCUUCUGAAAGAUAUAGCCACGGUUUUGUAUAGUCUCUCUAUUUUUGCAGCCGAUUCUGCUAAUAAGGACAUUCUCCAUGUCAUCAGGGAGAACCACCUCACGAAGUUUGGCCUAGAGGAAGACUACCUAACGAUUAGUAAACUUAACGAAGAUCUCACAAAUGAAUCGAAAAACACAUUCGGAAAAAACUUCACCUAUUUUGAACUAAGCAGUGGGGACCCAAAUUCGGAUAUCACCACUGACAGUUUAGUGACGGAGAAGAACACAGCUAGCGAUAAAAAAUAUGCGGCUUUUCUCCUGUUUGAAAAAUUUCUGCUAUACUCUCUGGAGAGGAUUGCAAAGGAGAAGGACAAAAUGACUAUGCGGACAUGGUCCAGCAUUUUCUGGCCCUGCGCGAAUGUCGGCUUGGGUCUCUACAGGGACGUGCCCGCGCAGCAUGGGUUGCGCUACUACGGGUGUGCUGGCCAGGGGAAUAGUGUCCAUGAAAGUAGUCAGCAGGGAAGCAGUCUGCAGGGAAACGGUGGCAACGUCACGCCCGAGGAAGCCGCUCCGCCCGCCAACUGCAAGCCGUAUGUACACAUCAUCAACGGGGAGUAUGUCUUCCCCCUCAUGGAAGAGAAGCCACACCGGGAGGUAUCUACCGCGCUGAACCAGAAAGAAAUGGCGGACCUUGGAAUAGAUGUCCCUCUAGACAUAUACAAUAGGAAGGAGAACAAAGUGGGUCAUUCCUCCACAUAUAAGACUCACGUGAAGACAUGGGAUGGUAAUCAUUUAGAGGGGACAAACGGGAAAGAAGUAGGAAGAAGGGACACGGUGGAGGUCAACCGAUUAGAGGAAACGCACAAUGGGGAGAAGUCCACUGAUCCGAAUAGCAAUCUCCCUAAGGGCGAUCCAAACGAAACACAACAUGUAGACUUACUAAGCAGCCAAAUGAACAGACCGGCUUGGAAUUCCUCCCCUGGAGGUAGCAAAGGAAGCAGCGUAGGAAAGAACACCACAGAAGAGGAAUCACACCGACAGGGGAGUAACCACAAAGGGGGACAAAUAGACGAGGACAAAUAUGGCAACUUUAUGAAUCACCUAAGUGAAGAAAAAGAAGACGAAAGUCUAUAUAACGACACAAACAGGAGCAUGGCGAUGAUGAAGUUGCUAAGCCUCUUCCAGUCCCAGUUGAAAGAGAAGAGUAUAAAAUGGACUAAGUGUGAAGUUCAAUCGAUUGCCAACAUCCUGUGGAGUCUUUCCAUCUUGAAUCUCUUCCCCAGCAGCAUUUUUGAAAAUGCCCUACACGAAUGUAAUAAGAGAUUUAUAAAAUAUGGGAAAAAAAAAAAUUCAAGCAAAUUGCAAUUUUUCAUCUCACAAAUCCACCAGUCGCAGUUGUAUCAGGCCGCUUUUGCUUACUGCUUAUUUUUAAUGAGGAAAAAUUCAAAGGGAGGUAAACAAAUGGACAAAAGAUAUGAACAGACGGUACCUGCAAAUGAUCAUAUCGAUAAUACUGCGUCGCUGAAGAGAAAGAUACAAGCUACAUUUGACAAACAUUUUAAAGUCUCCCUGAACACGUUAAAUAUAUGGAAAAAACAACUAGCUAGAAAUCAACGAAGAGAAGAGAAAAAUCAAAUUUCUUCAUCUGUACAUAGGAAAAUUUCGAACGAUUUGAGGCACCUUAGUAUUUUUCAUCACAACGAGUAUUUCAUUUUGGACUCCCUCCUCGUGGAUGUUUACUUGCCGCGCUCGAAGGUCGUCAUAGAAAUAGACGGACCCAGUCAUUUCCUCCAAAAGGGGAAACUCAUUCUGUACAACCCCAAUUCGCUGUUCAAGAAGAGACUGCUCAGGGCGCUUGGCUUCUCUGUCAUUUCCAUUUCCAUUAGCCACCACACCUUCAUGUUCAGCGCCCUGAAUACGUUCAAUUUUGUGAAGAAGUUCCUGAGCAGCGUGAACUUUGGCAGAGUAGCUUAG
This is a messenger RNA of Plasmodium inui San Antonio 1, 3540 nucleotides long. RefSeq lists its product as hypothetical. The transcript has 2 exons. NCBI's taxonomy places the organism in Eukaryota, Apicomplexa, Aconoidasida, Haemosporida, Plasmodiidae. The coding region runs from base 1 to 3540 and encodes 1179 amino acids. Gene Ontology annotation, cellular component: ribonucleoprotein granule; mitochondrial matrix. The record is from RefSeq and is a predicted model, not a curated record. Gene Ontology annotation, molecular function: RNA binding. Gene Ontology annotation, biological process: mitochondrial RNA processing; regulation of mitochondrial mRNA stability.